Orbicella faveolata is the source of this 4994-nucleotide messenger RNA. RefSeq names its product tubulin beta chain-like. NCBI's taxonomy places the organism in Eukaryota, Metazoa, Cnidaria, Anthozoa, Scleractinia, Merulinidae. Gene Ontology annotation, molecular function: GTPase activity; structural constituent of cytoskeleton; GTP binding. The record is from RefSeq and is a predicted model, not a curated record. Gene Ontology annotation, biological process: microtubule-based process. Gene Ontology annotation, cellular component: microtubule.
CAGUACCUUCUGUAAUUGAAGCUCAGGCCAAUACGCGGUUGCUUAGCGGCCCCUUAUGGCAGAACCUAAAUAAUUUGUUAGAUUUCUUACUUUGCCUCUGCUGCCAUUCUGAGUGAUUUAUGGGGAACAACAAAACAUUCAAAUCGCCACAGUACUGGAAGAUUUGGGAAAAUACUUGAUCCCCCCCUCUUCCUGCUUUUAACGUGUAACACGUUGUCUGCUUCUUAUAUUCUGACACGUCUGUGUGUUUAUUUUUAGGUUUGACGGGGCGUGUGAAAUUCAUGGCAAAAGCUUAAAACGUGAACUCAAAACGUUGUUUUACUUUUUGUGUAGCGUAAAUUGCCUGAGCUUAGAAAGUAAUUUAUCGAUUUACUUACACCUACCCCUAGGGAAAAAAUAUUCUCGUCCGCUCGUCCUGAGAAUAGUACUUCAUCCAGCUGAAAUAGUCAAAUGUAACUUUUUUAAUUACUGUUGUUUUUGUUGAGCUUUAUAUGUAAGCUUCUGAUCGACUGGCUGCGAGUGGGAAAAUGUUUAGAAAUAAGCCAGCGAUUUCGCCGCUAGUUUCUACGUUGCGGUAGGUAAUACACUAGGUUCAGAAUAAACGGAGAGGGCUUUAGGGCAGCACGUCAGUUUGAUCAAACUGCUGACUGAUUGGGAAAAAAAGAUAGUAUGAAAUUUCCAGAAUGAUUGGGAAUCAAACGUUCUAGUGGAUACAUCAUUUACAACUCCUCAGCAAGCUCUUUCCUAAGGUUUUGUUUAUCUCCGCUCGGCACAGGAGCGAACGAAGACUUGGAAUGAGAUUGGCCCACGCGCCACCUGCUGUAAGAAAAUUGUUGAGUUGAUUUGUUUUUUAGUUGAAUACUGUUGCCAGCCGUUCUUGAUAUUCGGUGAACAAAAACACAUAGCUCAGUGUUUAUAAUUUAAAACACCUCUAGUUAACAAAUGGAGUUCGAGAGAGAUCUGAACGGUGUCACUGGCCAACUAUUUGAAUUAGACAGAAACGCAAUAACAUAACUUGAAAAGCCUUUGGGCGGGCUCUCAUGGAUCAGCCUUUUUAGUUUGGUUUGUUUGUUUUGAGUUUUUCGAGCUCUAUUGCUAAAAACAAGCUUCAGUUGGUUGAGUUGAUCACCUUUUCAAUCCGCGCUAUCGAAAGGUUGAUAUAGUCGAACUUUUCCAAUAGAACAAUGAACAGUUUUCAGUCGAAACUCUUAAUCAAUAUGCAACAAUCGCUUGAACCAAUCCAACCGUAAAAGAACGAGAAAACACUUAACCAACUCAACCAACCUAAAAAACUUUAUUCCAGUUAAACACGGCCAAAUAGCUGUUACACUAAACACUUCAACCAAAUCAACCGAAUCAAGUUCCAUUUGCAAUGAUUGGUCCAAAAGAUCGACUUUGACAGCAUAUGCUGUUAAACGCCACAGAAAAUACUCCGAUAUACCGAAUGUAGCGGGAGGUUGCAGAUUGACAAACACUUGGUAGCCACCGAAUAUUCUAAUGCUGUGGCUUCAAAGGGCGGAAGUGAAGAGAACACCGGAAACGUUUGUGGACAAAACAGUUACUGGAAAGCAAACAUCACGGUCAGUGUUUCGGACCCAUUUAAGAGAAUACCUCGAUUGCGUGUGGUUAUAAGCGCGUGAAAAUUAUACCUAUAGAUACAAUUUAUCACCGCAGAAUUUUUAAAAUAAUUCAAAACAAUCGUGAUAUUUCUCCACAGGUGAAAAAUCACUUAAGUGUUCCUUGAUAAACCAACUCUGGUGGGUGGCUACUAAGUCCUUUGUUAGAACUCGGUCACGUGACGUUUGACCAAUAGAGAGUCGACAGCUCUCGGUAAAGGUCUUUAGCCUGACAAUUUGUUACUUUCGUUAGAAAAGACACCAUGAAUCGACCACCCCCUAAUCUAUAGCAAUCAUGACCGUCAUCCAUUAUUCAUUCAAAGGAACAAUCAAUAGAAUGUAGCUCAUUUCAAAUAUGUCCUAAUGGCCGUUGGGUUUUUUCGUACUGUUAUCCGAUCCUGCAAAAGGACUUAAUAAUCUCUACCAUGGUGAUUUGCGCUAAUCAAUUAGUAGCAAGUUCGCAAGGAGUGAGCUGAUCAACAGACUCCAAGAGGGACAUCAUGAGAGACAUCGUUCAUAUUCAGGUUGGACAGUGCGGGAACCAGAUAAGUUCCAAGUUUUGGGAAAUGAUCUCGGAUGAACAUGGCAUAACACCAGAUGGAUACUACACGGGAAAAUCUCCAAAUCAACAGGACAGACUCAACGUUUACUUUAACGAAACAGCGGAUGGCAGGUACAUCCCAAGGGCAGCAUGCCUGGACCUGGAGCCAGGCUCGAUAGACUCGCUCCGUUCCUCAAAGUACGGAGGACUGUUCAGCCCUGACAACUGCAUAUGUGGUCAGAGCAGCGCAGCCAACAACUGGGCCAAGGGAUUUUACACAGAAGGUUCCGAACUCUUGGAAUCUGGAAUGGACUGCAUUCGAAAACUAGCGGAAUUCUGCGAUUGUGUCCAGGGUUUCCAAGUAGCUCAUUCACUGGGAGGGGGAACUGGCUCUGGUCUCGGUUCACUUUUAAUGUCAAAAAUUCGCGAAGAAUACCCGGAUAGACUGCUAAGCAGUUUCUGCGUGCUGCCGUCACCACGAGUGUCAGAGACAGUGACUGAGCCUUAUAACGCAACACUAAGCUUUCAUCAUCUUGUGGACAUUGCAGAUGCUGCUAUUUGUAUCGAUAAUGAGGCUUUGUAUCAUAUCUGUUCGAACAUUUUAAAACUGAAGACGCCAACUUAUAGCGAAUUGAACAAAUUAGUAGCCACUACCAUGGCAGGAGUUACCACGUCGCUUCGCUAUCCUGGCCAGCUAAACGCAGACCUCAGAAAACUCUCAGUAAACAUGGUCCCAUUUCCUCGCCUUCAUUUCUUUAUACCGUCUCACGCGCCUCUUAUCAGCCAGCAAUCACAAGGGUAUAGGUCAUAUGGCAUUUCGGAGCUCACCAGCAGCAUGUUUGGACCUCAAAACAUGAUGGUAGCCUGUGACCCACGUCAGGGGAGGUAUCUCACUGCUGCAGCUAUGUUCAGAGGUCAGCUCGCCAUGAGAGAGGUGGAGGAAACUAUCUCCGAAAUGCAAAAUGCGCACUCGUCUUCUUUUGUGGAGUGGAUUCCGAAUAACAUGAAAACAGCCGUGUGUAAUGUGCCACCGAAAGGACAAAAAACAUCCGCUACCUUUCUAUACAACAGCACCGCUAUACAAGAGGCGUUCAAAAGAUUCACAGACCAGUUUUCGGCCAUGUUCAGAAGACGAGCUUUUCUCCAUUGGUAUACGACUGAAGGCAUGGAUGUUAUGGAGUUUACUGAGGCGGACUCCAACAUGAAUGACCUCAUUGCCGAGUAUCAGCAAUACGAGGAAGCAGGAUUGCAUGACGUCAUCUACGAUGAAGGCGAAUACGAAGAGCUUGUAGAUUUCUCCAGUGACGGGUCAAAUAACAUGUAAAAGAAAGAAGUUAUCAGCGUGUUACCUAGUUCAACUUAUUAUCUCGCAAUUAAACUAUCAUCUAAAUGAAAUUAAGGGAUAUCUAUGUCUCACCGUUGAGUUCUAAGUAUAAAUAUGAAUUCAACCGAAUUAUUAUUGAAUUCUUAAUAGUGAGCUCGAAAUUGAAUUUAAAAAUAACUGCAUGCUCCGAUCAAGGUAACUAGAUGUUUUCGUUAUGAGCAAUUUUUGUGAUGCUUUUAAUUUUGCCUCUAAGAAGUCCGGGACUUGAUUUAGUUUUAAUCCAAACCACUUCUUGCAAUAUUUUUACGAUUGAGCUAUUACUGGAAGUAAAAAUGAGAGAAAAACAAUGGAACAUUUUUUCCAGAAACUAUUAGAAUUUACUGAUAAAGGGGAAAUGUACGAGAGAUUGCUAAAAGAAACGUAUUGUGGUGGAGCCUAAAAAUAUUCCACAAUUAGCUGAUGUUAUAGUGAUAUAACUUUAUUUUAUUUUGUAUUUAUCGGUGAUUUUUUAAUUUGUAUUUGUUCGGCUAAAAAUUAUGAGCUGCCCAUAAAUGUAAAUAUUGCAAGUGAAUUGCAGUUUUUGCGAAACAAUCCGCAAAUUCAAGUAAAUUAUGUAAUUGCAAAAAAUUCUAUUAUUCGAAUCCGUCUAUUGAUGUUGUUUUUCGCAAAGGAGUUAGUUAAGCAAUGAAUGAAAUUUUGAAUUAAUCCUUUAAUUAAAUUGUAGCAAAUUAAGUAGAAUACUCUUUUAUAGUGUAUUAACAUAGAAAGAAUCCAUGUUGAUAGAAGAUGUUUAUUCAGAGCAGGACUAUCUUUCAUUCGACGAGUUGUAAUAGAAAUCCGCAAACCUGAUUGGUUCUCCCAUUGUUAUCUAUUUAACAAUUAUAUAUGUCGAAUUAUUCUCGCAUUUUGAUUGGUUAUUAUCAUUUUUUUUUGUUUCUUUAUUAUAUAAAACAGAUCGAUAAAAUAUUGCCGUGCGUCUGCUCAGUAACAGAUCACCGAAGACGUCAAAAUGAGGUAAGAACACCAGUGACACUCGGCAAUCGCCUAAUGUGCCACUUUUUUGUUCUUCCACAUUUUGACGUCAUCUGUCAUCAGCUACUGAACAGACGCCCGGCAACAUGGAAUCUAUUUCUUAAAUAUAACGUGAUUGCGCGCACGCAGUCCUCGAGGGGGAAAAUUUGUCUUAUUUUGAAAUACACAAAAUUAUAAGUUUGGAAAGGAACCUUUUAGACUCCACGAAAACAAUUAGACUCCUCGCCCUCGGUUUCUCGGAGCAAUAGUCAACUCGGCUGCGCCUCAUUAUACUAUUCGCUCACAGAAAACUCGGGUUCGAGGUCCAGUUAAGUGACACAUACAAGCUAACAAAGUACCAUCAUAUAUGUUGGCCUCAAGAAUAUAAGUAUUCAGGUCAGCUAAGGAAUCUCGCCGCAAAGAAAUCCCAUACCUUUUACAAAAUAUUCAGUAAUUAUUAUUUUCAUGAGGAUUAAGCUGAUAGAGUAAUAUUUAACAAAAA